Molecule: messenger RNA, 570 nt
Organism: Lytechinus variegatus (green sea urchin)
Lineage: Eukaryota; Metazoa; Echinodermata; Echinoidea; Temnopleuroida; Toxopneustidae
Product: THAP domain-containing protein 1-like
Exons: 2
Coding region: 37-570 (177 amino acids)
Source: RefSeq, a predicted model, not a curated record
UGCAACCCAGAUCUUUUGAGACAAUGGGUGAUAAACAUGCGUCGGGACAGAUGGAUGCCAACAGCCAGGUCUCUUUCAUGUUCCAAGCACUUCACACAAGAGAGCUUCCAUAGGUUUGGACUACGUGUUCAGCUCAUUGAUUCUGCUGUGCCAACAAUCUUUGACAUACAUGUACCUCAUCAUCUAAAAAAGAAAUUUCCUGCUGUCCGUGUUUCUGCACCACCUUUGAAGGAACCAGAUGUUCAUUCUAGUCCACUGCCACAGCAAAGUACAUCAGCUGAUCCUCUGGCUGAGCACAGUUAUGCUACAAUGGAUUCGCCACGGAAAUUGACGCGCAGGUUAAACCUGUCCGAAGACAGACUGGAAAAAUGCAGAAAGAAACUAAAAGUAGUCCAUCAACGAACACGCCGUUUGAAACGAAAGGUAGAGACCCUGAAUGGUGUCGUCGAUGAGCUACGGAAUUAUCAGCUGAUUUCUACAAAUUGUGCAGCCUUACCUGAAGGGACUGUAGACGGCAUACCCAAAGAAGUGAUGAAUAGAAUCAUUGGCCCGAAUUCACGAAAAACCUAG